Acanthoscelides obtectus is the source of this 212-nucleotide messenger RNA. The record is from the annotation of a GenBank genome assembly. Lineage: Eukaryota; Metazoa; Arthropoda; Insecta; Coleoptera; Chrysomelidae.
UUUCAACCGACUUGCCCCUUAUGGAAACAACGAAGAUGCGGCAAAUCUAACCAGAACCGGACAUGACAUUUGACCAAUUUAUCGUCCACCAUGCUAAUGGCCUGUGUGGCUCAAGACUUGCAAAUGUCGAGAGGUAUAGCAAAGGUCUUUCUCAGGAAGUUAGUAAGAGUGCCCGAGCUGCGUCUAUCUAACCCGGAAGUCGGAGAAGAACU